AUUUGAGGACAAUCUCUAAUUAGCAGCAAGCUUACUAUUCUUCUCUUAUUACAUUUUAAAUAAAAUACACUUAUACACACACAUUCACUCACAUUUGAAGAUGCAAGAUGAAGAAAGUUACAUGACCUUGAAUGUACAGUUGAAAAAAAGGAAUUCUAUCCAAACAUCCCAACUUAAAUAUCAAGAUUGUUCUCUGAUGUUGCGCUGGUAUAAAAUCUUACUGGGGAUAUCUGGAACAAUAAAUGUUAUUCUGGUUUUGAUUUUGAUCACUCUGAAUCUGUUAGUUUCUCAGGAAGUGUUGCUAAAGUGCCAAAAAGGAAAUAAUUCAAAUAUCACCCAGCAUGAUGAUAUUGGACACCUGAAAGUGAGUAGUGACACAAGAGGAGAUAUAAGUAAGAAGAAUGCAGGCCACUGUGUUUCAAAAGCUACAGACCAUCAAGGAAUGUGCCCGUCAGAAUGGCUCAAAUAUCAAGAAAAGUGUUAUUGGUUCUCUAAUGAGAUGAAAAGUUGGAGUGACAGUUAUGGAUAUUGUUUGGGAAGAAAAUCUCACCUACUAAUUAUUCAGGACCAACUUGAAAUGGCUUUUAUACAGAAAACCCUAAAACAAUCAAACUACGUGUGGAUUGGGCUUAACUUUACUUCCUUGGAGAGGACAUGGACCUGGGUGGAUGGUUCUCCAUUGGAUUCAAAGAUAUUUUUCAUAAAAGGACCAGCAAAAGAAAAUAGCUGUGCUGCCAUCAAGGAAAACAGAAUUUACUCUGAAACUUGCAACAGUGUUUUCAAAUGGAUUUGCCAAUAUUAAAAUUUUUAAAAGCAAUUGUAGAAUAAUCAGGGAUCAAAAUUUUUUUUUUUGCCUAACAUGAAUCUUCAGGAGUAAGAAUUCAAAAUUGCAAUUAAACACCAACCUCUCUUCUCUAUUUUUCCUUGUUCAUGGGUCCUAGCUACAGAUUAACCCAUGUUAACAAUCUAAAAUAUACCCUUCUGAUUCUUUAUGUGAUAAUAUAAUCCAGAGUGAACCCAUGCAUUUAUAUUCAUGAUUUAAUUCACCUUUUCUUUUACAACAAAUGUGAACAAAUUAUGUCUGCUUUUC
This is a messenger RNA of Hippopotamus amphibius kiboko, 1090 nucleotides long. It is a transcript of the gene KLRF1, whose product is annotated as killer cell lectin like receptor F1. The coding region runs from base 101 to 802 and encodes 233 amino acids. NCBI's taxonomy places the organism in Eukaryota, Metazoa, Chordata, Mammalia, Artiodactyla, Hippopotamidae. The record is from RefSeq and is a predicted model, not a curated record. The transcript is spliced from 6 exons.